Messenger RNA from Trichoderma atroviride IMI 206040, 696 nucleotides. NCBI's taxonomy places the organism in Eukaryota, Fungi, Ascomycota, Sordariomycetes, Hypocreales, Hypocreaceae. The record is from RefSeq and is a predicted model, not a curated record.
ACAGGUCGCUCUCCCGAGCUUGACCUCGGAGAUAAAAUUCGAAGACGAACCGCCAAGCAGACCUCGCGAACUCUCACGGGCUUACAGUUAUGAUUUUGCCAUGCACCACGGACCUCCAAGCCCCAUUCGGCCGCUUGAGCGCACUUCGUUCUCAUCCAGUGUCUUCUCCACGCCUCACUACCACGAUGCGGCCCACUUUGAGAACCAGGAACCUGCCACCCCCGCAAGGGAAACGAGGUCUCGGAAAAGACGUGGUAACCUUCCCAGAGACACGACAGACAAACUACGGGCGUGGUUUGACGACCAUUUAUCGCAUCCCUAUCCUACAGAGGAUGAAAAGCAAGAGUUUAUACGCAGAACGGGACUCCAAAUGAACCAAAUCUCCAACUGGUUUAUUAACGCCAGAAGACGCUACUUACCACUUAUCAAGAAGAAGAUGGCUGAAAAGGCGGCAGCUGAAGCCAAGGCGGCUUCCGAAGCCCUCCAAAAUGGACAAGCUAUAAGCAGUGAAAGCAACUUUGCCGCUUCGCCAGCUAUCAGCGACGGCACAGCCUUUAGCGCUACUAGUGAUGGUACAAUCUACAGCGCCGCUAGCGAUGGCACAAUAUUCAGCGACAUUGUCAAACAUGAGGCAUGAAGCGGAACUUUUGCGGGGAAAAGAACCACCAUGAAGAAAUAGAAGACGGAAGAGACGUG